AUGGCGGCCAUUGCAGAAGGCCCGGAGGGAGCGAGGGCUAGAAGCGCGUGAGUCGCUGGUUACCCGGGCAACCGAAACAAACAGGGGCGCGCCGGCAGAGCGCGUGCGUGUCUCUUCUCUCUUUUUUUUUUUUGCAGCGGGGAGAUCUAGAAGAGGCGCCUUCAGUGCAGGAUGGUGCAGGCAGAGGAAGGUGCGUGAAAAGAAGACUCCGCAGAGCCGCAGUUCCUUCCGGGAGAAAAUUCUGGCACCUGGAGGAAUUUGCCUCUGCGCAUAUGCAGAGUGCAUAUCCUCUCUUAAGAGAGCAACGUUGUUGUUUGAAAAAAACGGCUUAAAGUGGGUGUGAUUUGUGAGCAUUUGCAGAGCGCGCUCUGUUUCCAACUUUCUCAGCCAAUCGCUCGGAGCAGGAGCAGAAAGUUCCCUUCUCUUUUUGGAAAUAUUUCCGUUUUAUCGGAAGGAAAGUAGAAGAAUACAACGGAAACAAUGUGGGCGAGAAAGAGACCAGGCUGGUGUUUGUAGAGGAAGGGAUGAGAUACUUUUCCCUUUCUUUCCACAUCUGCCCAGGAUGCUACUGAGAGAGCCAGGGUAGUGGCCAGAUACAAAAGAGGACAAUGUCCUUGUAAUACGUGUGCGGAAGUAGUAGUAGUAGUAGUAGUAGUAAUAGUAAUAGUAAUAAUAAUAAUAAUUAUUAUUCAAAGUAAGGUGCAAGUCAGGUAAUCCAAAUGCUGUCCCAUGAAAGUUGUCACUUCUCAUUGUACAGAAUUUCUAAAAUAAAAACAACAGCCUCAUCCCAGUAUACCUGAAGGAGCACCUCCACCCCAUCACUUAGCCCAGACACUGAGGUGUACCUUCGAUGGUCUUCUGGUGGUUCCCUCACUACGAAGUGUGAAGUUACAUGGAACCAGGCAGAGGGCCUUCUCGGUAGUGGCACCCUCCCUGUGGAACGCCCACCCUUCAGAUGUCAAGGAGAUGAAGAACUACAUAACCUUUAAAAGACAUCUGAGAGCAACCCUGUAUUGUGAAGUUUUUAAUGUGUGAUGUUUUAUUAUAUUUAUUAUGGGUUAUUGGGUUGUUGUUUUCAUUUUGAUUAUAUAUUUUGUGGUUUUGUGUUCUGGUUUUGUUCUGUGAGCCGCCCUGAGAUGUCUGUGUAUAGGGUGGUACAGUCAUACCUCGGGUUACAGACGCUUUGGGUUGCGCAAUUUUGGGUUACGCACUGCACCGAACCCGGAAGUACUGGAACGGAUUACUUCCAGGUUUCGGCGCCUGCGCAUGUGCAGUAGCACCGAAUUGCGACCCGCGCAUGUGCAGACGCAGCACUGCGGGUUGCGAACGUGCUUCCCGCACGGAUCAUGUUCGCAACCCGAGCAUGCACUGUAUAUAAAUUCAAUAAAUAAAUAAUAAGUAAUAAUAAUAUAUAUGCUUUAAGUCGCCCAGAGUGGCUGGAGAAACCCAGCCAGAUGACCUGGGUAUAAGUAAUAAAAUUAUUAUUAUUAUUAUUAUUAUUAUUUAUUUAUUUAUUUAUAUGCUCCCUAUCUGACUGGGUUGCCCCAGCCACUCUGGGCAGCUCCCAACAGAAUAUUAAAAACACAAUAAAGCAUCAAACAUUAAAAACCUCCUGAUUUCAGCUGGUGUAGGUGUAUCUGGGGCAGUGUGCGAAUUCAAAAGGUAGAAUUGCGUUCUGACAGUGUACCCUGGUUCUCAUUCCGAUACCCUGAUAUUCAAGGGAGAUGCUGGGUUGCCAGCAGUCGCAACACGCAAAAUGCCAAAGCCAUCGCUUUGCUGGAACAAAGUAACCUUUAAUUAGGUGGAAAAACUCCUUGUUAGUUAAAAGACAGUGCACAGGGAGCAUUUGUUCUGCAUGUAAUUGCUGGUAAUUUGAGGUUUGAGUGCGCAGGUUGCAGACAUUAAAACCCACCUGCUCUUUCUGCUUCCAUUGCAGUUUCUCUCCCUGGUUUUCAAUCAGGUGAAAGGUAAGAGAGAACUUCCAGGGCCUCUGUGGUUAUCUGCUGCAAAUUCUGUAACCAUCGCUCGCUUUCUCCUUGACUGCAGCUUCUUAGACGAGCUUUCUGCUGAGUGUGAUUUUAAUUGUUGCUUGGGACAUGCAUUUUACAAUAUCCGGCCUGCAAGAUAUUUCAGCAACCCUAGAAAACAAAAAUGAGAGGAGAGCAGAACUCACGCAUUAUAACCCCACCUGUAACUUCUACAUAUUAAUGACGUUGGGCAAAGUAUAUGAAUAAUGAUUUCACUUUUUUUCUUUCCGAACAAAAUCUUACUCGAUGCCUGUUAUUAGGAAUAUAUUGUUUUUGAAGUUGAGCCCUCCCGAUCUACUGUUGCACCAGCCACAAAACUUGUGGCACCUUUUUAAAGCAUUUAUUUACAUUUGUAUCCCAUCUCUCCUCCAUAGAGCUGAAAGCAGAGUAUGUGGUUCUCUUUUCCCAUUUUAUUCUCAGCGCAAUCUGAAGGGAAGAGUAGGCUGAGUAGACACAAAGUCACUCAGCUCUCUUCGUGGCUGACAGGGUCUUCCCAGUCCUAUUAUUCUGUGCUAAUCUGUGUUUUUAGGAGACGCGGGUGGCGCUGUGGGUUAAACCACAGAGCCUAGGGCUUGCCGAUCAGAAGGUCGGCGGUUGAAAUCCCCAUGACGGGGUGAGCUCCCGUUGCUCAGUCCCUGCUCCUGCCAACCUAGUAGUUCGAAAGCACGUCAAAGUGCAAGUAGAUAAAUAGGUACCGCUCUGGCGGGAAGGUAAAUGGCAUUUCCGUGCACUGCUCUGGUUCGCCAGAAAUGGCUUAGUCAUGCUGGCCACAUGACCCGGAAGCUGUACGCCGGCUCCCUCGGCCAAUAAAGCGAGAUGAGCGCCGCAACCCCAGAGUCGUCCGCGACUGGACCUAAUGGUCAGGGAUCCCUUUACCCUUUACCUUUAAUCUGUGUUUAUCUCUCCUGUAGCAGCCGAUUGUCCAUGGAGGUGGGAGGAGGGACAAAGGCAGGUGAUGAUACUGGCUAUGAUACUAGAUUUUCAUUGGGGUGUAGUCCUGGGGAAGAAUGCAUAUGACAAAUAGCAAAUAAACCCGGGAGGGCUUCAUGUAUCAAGCAAGAAAAGGGUGUGUCUGAAUUCUCCUGUCAAAGUAAUUAUCUGACAGUAUGUUUAGGUUUGGCUCUUUUCUAAUGCACUCCCUCCCCAUUUACACUGUCCCACAUAAGAAAACAAGAACGUCUGCAGAUAAAUUCAGUGGGGCUCACUCCCGGUUUAGCAGGCAUAUUGCAUCUUUACUUUCUCUAUUAUGUAUGUCAGGCUGAUAGCUCAGUCAGAACCGUAGCUGUCAACUUUUCCCUUUUCUUGCGAGGAAUCCUAUUCGGAAUAAGGGAAUUUGCCUUAAAAAAGGGAAAAGUUGACAGCUAUGGUCGGAACAGUUUGAGACUCUUCGUCUGAGGGUUGUGCGUUCUAGCCCCACCUUGCAGGGUGCUGGGCCUCCUCGAACCCACAACCCUACAAUUCUGUGAUUCUAUACUCCUUAGUAACAUUCUAGGACUGCCUGUGCACCUAAGCCCAGUCACAAAAACUGCUUUAUAUCUUUCAACUUCUAGGUGUUGGAUUGUACAGCAAUGAUGGAAGCAAACCUGGAAGCAAAUCAGGAAGGAAUAGGAAAAAGGUAUCUGUUUACAUACAGAGUUUUGGAGCUAUCUUGGCCAGUUUUGUGGUUCUAGAUUACCCCAGUUUGUCAUUACUAGCACGUCAACAAUCUGUGCUAGGAUCGCCACACAGUUUCUGCCUGACUGGGCUAAGUACAGCCAAAUAUCUGGCUAGAAGGCGGCCAGCAAAAUAGGAGCCUGGUCACCUGCAAAUCCUUUGAAGAAAGUUGACUGUAGGAAGGGUAUUUUUUUAAAAAAAUUGUCGGGAUCUGUCAGGGAUAGAACCACAGAACUUAUCCAUAGCUGGGUCUUAGUCUCUAGUUGGGGCUGCCUGUACUUUUGCCUUGUGUGCUUGUUGUUGUUGUUGUUUAGUCGUUUAGUCGUGUCCGACUCUUCAUGACCCCAUGGACCAGAGCACGCCAGGCACUCCUGUCUUCCACCACCUCCCGCAGUUUGGUCAAACUCAUGCUGGUAGCUUCAGGAACACUGUCCAACCAUCUCGUCCUCUGUCGUCCCCUUCUCCUUGUGCCCUCCAUCUUUCCCAGCAUCAGGGUCUUUUCCAGGGAGUCUUCUCUACUCAUGAGGUGGCCAAAGUAUUGGAGUCAUCUUCAGGAUCUGUCCUUCCAGUGAGCACUCAGGGCUGAUUUCCUUCAGAAUGGAGAGGUUUGAUCUUCUUGCAGUCCAUGGGACUCUCAAGAGUCUCCUCCAGCACCAUAAUUCAAAAGCAUCAAUUCUUCGGCGAUCAGCCUGCCUUGUGUGCUACAGAUGUGCAAUAUCAGCCUCUGUGAUUGAUAGACGGUCUCAAUUACAAGGAAAUCCUAGAUACUUGAUCUCCCCACCUUGCCAGGUCAACAGCUACUCUCAGCAAGACUGUGGGAUGGAGAACGCCCCACCCACACCAGGUCUGGUCCCUGACUGCGCUGUACUUAACUUUCCUGCCUUUUUAACAAACUGCUGAAAAGGGAGGGAAUGCAGAGCUUUCUCAUUCUCUCUUUCUCUCUUGGUAUUUACUCUCCUGCCCCUGUCUGUCAAGAAAACAUCAUCAUAAGCCCUGCUUGGUUGGGAGGCUGUUUGCUUAUAAAAAGUGCCUUGGCUUGUCCUGGCUUGAAGAAAAGGCCUAUCGCCUCAGGUGCAAAGGUGUCUCUCAAUGCCUUUGCCUAGGAGCAAGUUUUGUACAUGACGGAAUGACUUUGGAGUUCAAAUGUAAUUAGCUAAGUCCAUUAUCGGGUGGUUGGUGUUUUUUUUGCAUGAAAUCAACAUAAUAACCUGUCAUCUUCUUGUCAGUUUUCUGUAAGCGUUCUCAAGGCAGAGCAGUAGGAACAGGGAAGUAGGAAUACAGGAACCCCCAAGACUCCAGCCUGCUUCUGGAAAUGCAAAUAAUAAAAAUAAAACAGAAUAAGCUCUUUGACUGGAAUUCUAAUAAGAACAUUUUGCAUAGACUGUCUGGUGUUCUGAUCCCAAACAUUUGCACUGGUAUAAUAGGCUUGCAGGUGACGCGGGUGGCGCUGUGGUCUAAACCACUGAGCCUCUUGGGCUUGCCGAUCAGAAGGUCGGCGGUUCGAAUCCCCACGACGGGGUGAGCUCCCGUUGCUCGGUCCCAGCUCCUGUCAACUUAGCAGUUUGAAAGCACGCCAAAAAGUGUAAGUAGAUAAAUAGGUACUGCUCCGGCGGGAAGGUAAACAGCGUUUCCGUGCACUGCUCUGGUUUCGGUGUUCUGUUGCACCAGAAGCGGCUUAGUUAUGCUGGUCACAUGACCUGGAAAAACUGUCUGCAGACAAACACCAGCUCCCUCGCCUGUAAAGCAAGAUGAGCGCCGGAACCCCAGAGUCGUCCGCGACUGGACUUAACUGUCAGGGGUCCUUUACCUUUUUUUAAUAUGCUUGCAGUCUUGCUUGCCUGGGUGGAGGUCUCUGUGUGUGGAAAUGCCUGGUUUUUGCCUGGUUAGAAUGUAGGAAAUUGUACAAACGUAAGAGGCACAUUGUUCGCCACACCGACUUUGGUUUCUGGCCACACUCGCCAUGUGGUGUCCCAGAAAGGGAAUGCGGAAAAGAAAGGUUUCUUAUCCCUGGCAGGGAACUUACACUUUAUGCACGGUGGUUUUAUCCACCUAUGUGUUUCUUGUUUGUUUUGCAACUGUACAAGUUUUCAGUUCCAGGUUGGAAGAGCUUGCAAAACCAAAGGAGAUCAAAGACGUGUGGAACUUUUUCCGGUAAGAUUGUGUGGCUUCAUAAAGGAUGUGAAUCACAAUAAGAAUUAUUCGCAUUUGGCACCUUAACGUGCUCAUUGUCAUAGGCCUCAUCUGCAUUAUGCAUUUAAAGUGGUUUCAUACCACUUUUAUUCCCUCAAAGAAUUCUGGGAACUGUGGUUUGGCCUCACAGAGUCCCCUGGGAAGAGGGAUUGAGAAUUAAGACUUGUUCUUCAAAGUGAGGGGAAUGUGAGGAGAAUAUGGGUCUCCUAACUUCUCUCAGCACUCUUAACAAACCAGUUCCCAGGAUUCUUUGGGGGAAGCCAUGACGGUUGAAAGUGGUAUGAUAGUUCUUUAAAUGUAUAGUGCAGAUGGAGCCUUAGCUGCCGCAUUAUCUUAUGACAGACUUGUACUAAAGACCCAUUUUAUCAUCUCCGUAUUUUACUUCAUUAGCUAUUGAAAGCAAGGGCAGGCUUGUGGAGUAGAGAUCCCAAAUAUUUUUCUUUCCGUAUAUUCUGGAUGGGUAAUGAAUUUUGGAGAAAAUUAGGUUGGAGGAGGUGAUCUUGUUUAUUGGGUAGAAUAUUAUUAUUAUUACGUGAUCUAGAGAUAAUUUGGGGGGAGGCAAUUGAAGGAGAAUCAAACUGAUUUGGACCAGGAUCUGUUGAGAAUUGAAUUGGGGGGUAAAUGAAUUGAUUAGGUGAUUUGGAGUAGGGUGCAAAUUAAUUGAAUAAUUUAUAUGGGCUGAUUUGAAAGGCAAAUUAGCCUGCCUCCUGUGACAUUUAAAACCUAAAUCUGCAUUUAUACUUACUUAUUUAUUACAUCGAUAUCCCGCCUUUCUCCUUCAUGGAACUGAAAGUGCAAGGAUCCUGCCCCAUAGACCUUCAAACUGUGCCCUUCAAAUUUUUAACAGUUAUAUAGCCUGGUGUAUUCUGGGUAGCUUGAAAACCAUCAGAAGAUGGAUCACGGGUUAUUUGGAAGGAUAUUUAGUGGUCCUUUUGACUAUAUUUGAAAGUGCUGGUCACCAUGGUUUCAGAAUUUCGGCAUUUUGCUUUGGAGUGACUCUACCCUUAUUGGUGCAUUUCAAGCUCACUUUGGUUGGAUUGCUCCAAAGUAAAUACAGUGGCGUAGGGAUGUGGGUGGCGCUGUGGGUUAAACCACAGAGCCUAGGACUUGCCGAUCAGAAGAUUGGCGGUUCGAAUCCCCGCGACGAGGUGAGCUCCCGUUGCUCGGUCCCUGCUCCUGCCAACCUAGUAGUUUGAAAGCAUGUCAAAGUGCAAGUAGAUAAAUAGGUACCACUCCAGUGGGAAGGUAAACGGCGUUUCCGUGCGCUGCUCUGGUUCGCCAGAAGUGGCUUAGUCAUGCUGGCCACAUGACCCGGAAGCUGUACGCCGGCUCCCUCGGCCAAUAAAGUGAGAUGAGCGCCGCAACCCCAGAGUCGGCCACGACUGGACCUAAUGCUCAGGGGUCCCUUUACCUUUACCUUUAAGUACAGUGGUACCUCAGGUUACAGACGCUUCAGGUUACAGACUCCGCUAACCCAGAAAUAGUACCUCGGGUUAAGAACUUUACCUCAGGAUGAGAACAGAAAUCGCGUGGUGGCGGCAUCGGGAGGCCCCAUUAGCUAAAGUGGUACCUCAGGUUAAGAACAGUUUCAGGUUAAGAACGGACCUCUAGAACGAAUUAAGUUCUUAACCCGAGGUACCACUGUACACUGAGAACAUAAGAACAGCCCUGUUAGGCCCAGUCAAAGCAUCUUGUUCUCACGGUGGCCAACCAGAUGUCUAUGAGAAACCCACGACUUGGACCUGAGCACAACAGUACCCUGCCCGGUUGUGAUUCUCAGGAACUGGUGACCUCCCAAGGAAUAUAGGGUUUAGGACCGGGAUACUUGAAAAGCCGCGUCCCAACGCCAUGUCUUCUCUGAGACAGUGACCAGGCUUAGAAUUUCCUGUUUGUCUGACUCCAUCAUUGUUGACAUUUUUGCACCUUCUGGCUGUGAGCACAAGGCAUUGAGACCUGAAUUCUAUUUCUGCCUUUUCCCUUGAAAGAAUUUUUGGCUUUACUUAAAAAAAAAAAGUGAUUUUUUUUUUAAUAGUACAGUGGUACCUCAGGUUACAUACGCUUCAGGUGACAUAUGCUUCAGGUUACACACUCCGUUAACCCAGAAAUAGUGCUUCAGGUUAAGAACUUUGCUUCAGGAUGAGAACAGAAAUUGUGCUCUGGCGGCGCAGCAGCAGCAGGAGGCCCCAUUAGCUAAAGUGGUGCUUCAGGUUAAGAACAGUUUCAGGUUAAGAACGGACCUCCGGAACGAAUUAAGUACUUAACCCAAGGUACCACUGUAUUGCUUUUAUUUCCUGCUCUUAGCUGUCUCAAAGAUCUUGUAAGGUGGACAGAAAGUGUGGGAUAGAUGUAUAAAUUAAUGGUAGCCAGCCAAAUCGGUGAACCACAGCCAUCAAAUGAAAGAUCUCCCGUUGUAAAAUCACCGUUAAUCAGUUUGCUCCUAGAAAGUCAAAGAUCUUUAUAGAUAUUUUGGGUGAGAACAACUAUAACAGCAUACGUGUGUGUGAGUGAUUUGCGUAAUAUAAGAAUAGAUGCUUAAUACGAUAACCUAUGGUUGUGUGCAAGAGUUUCUAACCAUGGUUUGAGUGGCACUUUUGUUUUUAUUCGUAACAGUAA
Podarcis lilfordi (Lilford's wall lizard) is the source of this 8483-nucleotide messenger RNA. The record is from the annotation of a GenBank genome assembly. NCBI's taxonomy places the organism in Eukaryota, Metazoa, Chordata, Lepidosauria, Squamata, Lacertidae.